This is a messenger RNA of Juglans microcarpa x Juglans regia, 1579 nucleotides long. Its product is annotated as serine/threonine-protein phosphatase PP2A catalytic subunit-like. Gene Ontology annotation, cellular component: cytosol. Lineage: Eukaryota; Viridiplantae; Streptophyta; Magnoliopsida; Fagales; Juglandaceae. Gene Ontology annotation, biological process: mitotic cell cycle; peptidyl-serine dephosphorylation. Bases 241 to 1176 code for a protein of 311 amino acids. The record is from RefSeq and is a predicted model, not a curated record. The transcript has 11 exons. Gene Ontology annotation, molecular function: protein serine/threonine phosphatase activity.
CAGAAGGAGCUCGGAAAGACAAAAAACUAUUUUGGUUUCUCCACCACUCUCUGUUUCUCCCGUGGGCUUCAUCCUCUCUUUCUAGAACUACAGGACGAAGCGGGAGAACUGGACGAAGUUUGCUAGGGUUUACCGAGAUCUAUAGUUUGUGGAGUUGGGGCGAGGUUGGGAGGGAUCUUGGUCUGUGAAACAGUGCGUUUGAGGGAAGAAAAAGGUGGAGGAGAGGAGGAGCAGGAGAGCAUGGAUUCGGUCCCUUCGAACUCACAUGGGAACCUGGACGAGCAGAUUUCGCAGCUCAUGCAGUGCAAGCCCUUGUCCGAGCAAGAGGUACGGGUGCUGUGUGAUAAAGCUAAGGAGAUAUUAAUGGAAGAAAGCAAUGUCCAGCCCGUUAAAAGCCCUGUUACAAUUUGUGGUGAUAUUCAUGGGCAAUUCCAUGAUCUUGCGGAGCUUUUUCGCAUUGGAGGGAAGUGUCCCGAUACAAAUUACUUGUUCAUGGGAGAUUAUGUUGAUCGUGGCUACUAUUCAGUCGAAACUGUCACUCUUCUGGUGGCCUUAAAAGUGCGUUAUCCCCAUCGGAUUACUAUUCUAAGAGGAAAUCAUGAAAGCCGCCAGAUUACUCAAGUCUAUGGCUUCUAUGAUGAGUGCCUUCGAAAGUAUGGUAAUGCCAAUGUUUGGAAGAUCUUUACAGAUUUGUUUGACUAUUUCCCGCUAACAGCAUUGGUUGAAUCUGAAAUAUUUUGUCUGCAUGGUGGAUUGUCCCCUUCCAUAGAGACCCUAGAUAACAUUCGUAACUUUGACCGCGUUCAAGAAGUUCCUCACGAGGGACCUAUGUGCGAUCUAUUAUGGUCUGACCCAGAUGAUCGCUGUGGUUGGGGUAUCUCUCCCAGGGGUGCUGGAUACACCUUUGGCCAGGACAUAUCUGAGCAGUUCAACCAUACUAAUAACCUAAAGCUGAUUGCUAGAGCUCAUCAGUUGGUUAUGGAAGGAUAUAAUUGGGGUCAUGAACAAAAAGUGGUUACCAUAUUUAGUGCCCCUAAUUAUUGUUAUCGCUGUGGAAACAUGGCAUCUAUCCUGGAAGUUGAUGACUGCAAGGGCCACACAUUCAUUCAGUUUGAGCCUGCUCCAAGGAGGGGGGAGCCUGAUGUGACGAGAAGAACACCAGAUUACUUCCUAUGAUGCAGCAGUAAAUUAGUUGCUGAAUUGGAAGCGGCUAGUGGCUAGCUGUUUCACGAUGAGGGCGUCUAUGAGAUUUAAACGUUCAUAAUUUUGCUAUAGUGGUGGUUGAGUGGUGAAAAAGUAUGUAAAAUGUGCAGGUGGGGGGGUGGGCUUACUGUGACUUCUUAUUCGAGUAUGCUCAAUUUCCGGAGAGGAAGGAGCAGAACUGGCGACACUAUAGGAGCUCAUGUGUACCAAUUCCAUCGAACAAAAUUGGCAUCUUUUUUAUUUCUUAGCUCUGAUUUUCCCUCUUUUUUUCCUUAUUUUCCUCCACUUCUAUGUAGAUGGAUGGAUGGAUGGUUUUUGGUCGGGGUUCUGUAGAGGGACGAUGUGUAAUUUUUUCUUAUAAUGGGUGCAUUUAUAA